Gryllus bimaculatus (two-spotted cricket) is the source of this 1990-nucleotide messenger RNA. Lineage: Eukaryota; Metazoa; Arthropoda; Insecta; Orthoptera; Gryllidae. The record is from the annotation of a GenBank genome assembly.
AUGUUGGAGAAAGUAGCAACAGAAUUAGGAUUUUUCAGAAAAUAUCAUAGAGACAUUGAAUCUUCUCUGGAUGAAGGUCAAUGGAAGAAAUUUGAAGGACUGAAGAGCAAUGAAGAACGUUUCAAUUUCAUUUUAAAACUGAAAUCAAAAUUUGAACUGCCUUUAAGUCAAGUAGAAUGUGAUAAAGAUUUUGAUCUUGCUAUAAAAUUAAAAAAAUUAGUAAAUAUUGAUGCUUUAGGUUCCAGCUCAGAAUUGGCAGUGAUUAUAGCAAAUCGCUCAGCUGCAUUAUAUCAUUUGCAAGAUUAUGAAUCAACAAUAGCAGAUAUUGAAGUUGCUCUUAAUCUUGGCUACCCUUUGGAGUUAAGAUAUAAGGCAAUUGACAGGAAAGCACGAUGUCUUCUUGCCAAAAAACAUUUAAAAGAUGCUCUUUUAGCAUUUAGAGAAACUCUGACAGCCCUUGAUUCUGCCAAGUUGAAUAUUGAAAGGAAAAAAAAAUGGGAACUUGAUGUCCAAAUCAUGCUUGGUAUGCUAGGAAAGAACCCAAAUCUUUCAAAUGCUCCUCCACCUCCAAUAAUAGAUCAGAAGCCUAUGCUGUCUGUGGAUAGCAGCUCAUACAAAUCUGCAAGUUCAGCUAUCAGAAUUGAUAAAUCACCAAAAAUGGGUCGUUUUGCUGUUGCUUCUAGAAAUGUGAAAGUGGGUGAAACAUUGGUCUUUGAACCAGCUUAUUGUUCUGUUCUAUUGGCAGAACACUGUAAAACUCAUUGCUUUCAGUGCUUUAAAAGAGUGAAAACUCCUUUACCUUGCCCAUGCUGCAGUGUUGUUAUGUUUUGUGGAAUCAAAUGUCAGAAAACUGCUUUAACGACACACCACAAAAUUGAAUGUAGUAUCCUUCAAUCUCUGUGGUCUUCAGGUGCCUCAAUAACAUGCCUCAUGGCAUUACGCAUAAUUUCACAAAGUACUCUAGAACAUUUCCUUUCACUAAAACCUCAACUUGGGCAGGUUCCUCAAGUUCAUCAAAGUGGGGAUUAUUUAGAUGUAUACAAUCUUGUUACUCAUGAAGCAAAUCGCAAAUCUGAUGAUUUGUUCCACCGAGCAAACAUGGCUCAUUUUUUGUUUAAAUGCUUGAAACUAAGUGGGUAUUUUGGUAACCAGACAUCAAAUCCAGGAGAAGAUCCAACACCAAGUGAAUUGUUCAUUGGAGGUCUUCUGUUACAUCAUUUGCAACUGCUACAAUUUAAUGCUCAUGAAAUUUCUGAAUUGGUUCUUGAUAAAGAUGCAGAUUUAGAAACAGGCCAAUCAAUAUUUCUUGGAGGAGGAUUAUAUCCCACUUUAGCACUUUUUAACCACUCAUGUGAUCCAGGAGUUACAAGGUAUUUUUUGGGUACAUCAGUAGUAGUGCAGGCUGUGAAGAAUAUUCAAAGUGGAGAUAUGAUUGCAGAAAAUUAUGGACCAAUAUUUACACAGAUGACAAAAAAUGAGCGUCAGAGUACUUUAAAAAGUCAAUAUUGGUUUUCAUGCAACUGUGUGCCUUGCGAGGAAGAUUGGCCAUUGUUUAAUGACAUGGACCCAACUAUAUUGAGAUUUAAAUGCUUUGCAGAAGGCAGUGUGGUAUGUCAAAAUGUUAUUCAAGUAUCAGUUAACACGAUGGAGUUCUUGGUCCAGUGCCCAGCAUGCAAGCAACAUACAAAUAUACUGAAGGGUCUGAAGGCAUUGCAAGAUACCGACUCCCUGUUCAAAACAGCAAAAAAUUUGUUAGCAAAGAAAGAUGUUCUAAAUGCUCUAAAAACAUUCUGCGAUUUAUUAACACGCUUAGAUGAGACACUUGCUCCACCGUUUCGGGACUAUCAUCUUUGUCAACAAGGAAUCAGACGUUGUAUGCUGUAUCUUGGCAAUCACUUCCAGAAAGGAUGAUGUAUACAACUUAUUUGAGAAUAAAGAAAAAUUCCAAUGAGAUACCUUAGUGUCACAUUGGAAUUAUUGUUUCAAUGAA